UAACUGCUGGGUACUGCCAUGGCUGCGCUUUGACGUCAGGGAAGUACUCCAUCCCCUCAGUGACCCUCUGCAUAUCUGUCAUUCCUGCUUGGGACAGAAGACAGGACGGUUGCAAGAUGUCUGGAGGAAUCUUCUGCCCUUUGGAAAACUUAUAUGAUCCGGACAGUGCCAAUUGCCACCCCUUGGUGUGCCACUUGUGCCAUGAGCAAUACGAACACCCCUGUCUUCUUGACUGUUACCACACCUUCUGUGCCAGCUGUCUGCGAGGCAGGGCUGUGGAGGGACGCCUCAGUUGUCCUCUCUGUGGGCAACAGUCCAGUGUAAAAGGCUUUACUGCUUUGCCUCCGGAGGACCGUCUUUUGAAGUUCCUGGUGGAUAACUCUACGGAUUGUGAGGAGACUGUUCAGUGUUCCAACUGUGACCUGGAGUGCAAAAAACAGGAUGUGGAUACCAUGUAUUAUUGCAACACUUGUAGCCAACCGCUAUGUGGAGAAUGUAAGGAAAGCACCCACAAAGCCAAGAUGUUCUCCCGUCAUGAGAUUGUAUCCCUGGCCAAGCGCACAAAGGAGGCCCACAAAAAGUGCUCCCUCCAUGAGGAACUGUACAUUAUGUUUUCCACAGAGAAGAAGUCAAUGUUAUGCAUCAACUGUUUCAGAGACAUGCAAGUGGAAAGCAGGGCACACUGCAUUGAUAUUGAAACAGCAUAUAUGCAAGGCUGUGAAAAACUGGACCAGGCCGUCCUAGCGGUGAAGGAACUGCAAACCUCAGCCAGGGAGGCCAUUGUUCUGCUCAAGGCAAUGAUAGGAGAGGUCCGUGCCAAUGUGGAAGAGGAGGAAAAUGCCAUAAGUACUCUUUUUAACAACAUGCAGGAAAAAUUGGCAGAGAGAAAGAAAAUCCUCCUGAAAGCAGCACAAAGUCAGCAUGAGGAGAAAGAAAGAGCUUUUAAAGAACAGCUGUCUCACUUGGCGGCCCUACUACCUACUCUACAGGUUCAUCUAGUCACUUGUUCUGCAUUCCUAAGUUCAGCCAACAAGUUUGAGUUUCUAGACAUGGGUUAUCAACUUAUGGAACGUCUCAAAAAGAUUGUAAAGCUGCCACACAGACUGAGACCUGCACAAAGUAGCAAGAUAAACACAGAGUAUCGGUCAGAGUUUGCCCGCUGCCUGGAGUCUCUGUUGCUAUUAGGCCAAAGACGCUCUGUGUCAAUGACUGGUGGUGUGUCUGGUUUGGGGUUAAGCAAUGCCAGUGGUCUCCUGCAAUCUUCCCUGUCUGUGGCCUGCCACUCCCCUGCCAUCAGUGACAUGUCCCUGGGAUCCUCAGCAGUAAGGAAGCCUACCGCCCAUCGCUACAUCAGCACCAAGGUUCUCCUGUCUGAGGGCGGGGACACUCCCUUUACCGAUCACUGUUGCAACUAUGAGAACAGCUACAAGAGGCUACAGACUGUGAUCCAACAGCUGAAGGACCAGGUACAGGAAACCCACAGAGAUCUGACCAAGCACCACUCACUUAUCAGGAAAGACACCAUGGCUGAGAUCCUGGACCACUCUCUACAGAUGGACAGACAGAUCUCUGCUGAGUACUCCUCUGUGGAACUCAUGAGGGCCAUAUUUGAGGAGAUCUGGGAAGAAACAUAUCAGAGGGUUGUGAAUGAACAGGAAAUAUAUGAAGCUCAACUUCACGAUCUGAUGCAACUAAAGCAGGAGAACAGUUACCUGACCACUAUUGCUAAGCAAAUUGGCCCAUACAUCAGUUCAAUUGCCAAGGUGAAGGAACGACUGGAACCAAGACUAAAGGGUCCUAAGGAGCUAAAAGAUGACCGCACAGAGGCCAUGCUGAAGAUCUAUGAGGACAGUACGAUGGCCACAAUGGCCACUGAUAUACAACACAAUAGAAAUGACUUCUCCAACAGGAAUGACCUCUCCUUUGUCACUGAUGAUAACUGCAUUAUCAGCAACCCAUCAGAUGAGGCCUUUUUUAAGAACAAGGAUUUCUAUUGUUCAGGGAAGCAGAACACUAUGGAGACUGCCAGUUGGAUAGAGAUGCCCUUCUAGCACAGCAGAACCAUGCAACUAGAUAGCUGCACAUAACAAUUUGUCAAAAUUACCUUUCAUGUAAUAUGGUGUCAGAGUAUUAGCCUAAUUUACGGUAACACUUCUCCUUACGUAAGCAUGAAUUAUGUAACUAAAUAAAUAGCAACACCGUACAAUGUUGUAAUAACCUAGAAACUGUUCAAUGAUUUUACUGUUUUACAUUGAUCAAAUAGGAGUAUAGGUUAUUACAAAAGUAGAACAAGAUGUGGGGAAAGGGGACUCCCAUGUGGCAAAUAGACAGCUGAAGCUUGUGUUAAAGUACAAAUAAAGAUCAAUGUUAACUUCCCCAUAAUGGUAUAAUUAUUCCAAAGAACAUUAUAGUUCUUUGGAAUAAACCCAAAGAACUAUAAUGUACCUAAAUUAAAAGACACAGAGAAUGACACUGUAAGGAAUGGUAGGGUAACAGUGACUUAUGAAAUAUAUUGCACUCCACUAAAACACCUUUAUCUUCUAAGAAAUGUUUUAUUUUAAUUUUUUGUGUUUAUUCAUAGAACAGUGUUGCUCAGUACAAGUUUAGUCAUGUGAAUAAAUGCACAGUAACUACUCCAAAACAGACACUAUUAGUAAUCUGCAGGUACAAUUCUCAUUUAUCUGAAAUAAACUUUAUGCUGUAGCACUGCAAAACCACAGCCAUUAUUUUAGGUGCACCAUGCUUGGCGCAGCUAACCGUUAUAUCAGAAGCCAACUAGAUGUGCUUUUAUAUU
Molecule: messenger RNA, 2794 nt
Organism: Osmerus eperlanus (European smelt)
Lineage: Eukaryota; Metazoa; Chordata; Actinopteri; Osmeriformes; Osmeridae
Gene: rnf207b
Product: ring finger protein 207b
Exons: 18
Coding region: 117-2051 (644 amino acids)
Biological process (GO): regulation of heart looping; regulation of cardiac muscle contraction
Cellular component (GO): perinuclear region of cytoplasm
Molecular function (GO): Hsp70 protein binding; transmembrane transporter binding; zinc ion binding
Source: RefSeq, a predicted model, not a curated record